AUGUCGUGUGCAUCAGAUAGCCAGAACCAAACCAUGAGCUUCGAGAAUGACUCACCAAUAAAUUCCUACUCUUCUUCAUGUGUUUCGAUUUCACUUCCCCCGAGCCUUAGAAAAACCUCCAAAGCCCCUAUCCAAAUCAAACUCAUGCACGGCAGAGCCACUUCCUCUUCCCAGCGGCUGUCUAGGUCGAAACCUACCACAACACCCACAAAACCCCCUUCUAAUACCACCAAAGCCAUUGUAACCCUUCCUUCCAAAACUGCUCAACCAAAACCCAAAACUACCCCUAAGCCAAAGGGCAAAAUCCCUGCAAAGACGAGGCAGCGUCCAUCAUCUACGGCUGCCAAGCCCUACACCCAACCUGCCCCACCACCAUUCAUUCCUAACAUAACCCCAAUGGGUGCAAUGCAUGACCCACUUCCAGCCUACCUUCACAAUGCACCGUCACCAGCCAUGCGUCCACUGCCUCUACUUUCAAUCCAGUCCUUAGCCACUAUCUAUCCAAUCAAAUCAGAUGCGUCAAGCCAACCACCGCGUUCACCCAUAAUUAUAUCCUCCCCUGGGUUUCCUUAUACUCCAUCAGGCACCCCUCCAUUUACUCUACCCAGACCCCCCUCUAACAGUCCUACGUUAGAGUGCAACCCGAAAGAGUUGGCGGAAUUGGCUCGAUUGGACGAGUAG
Benincasa hispida (wax gourd) is the source of this 681-nucleotide messenger RNA. Lineage: Eukaryota; Viridiplantae; Streptophyta; Magnoliopsida; Cucurbitales; Cucurbitaceae. The record is from RefSeq and is a predicted model, not a curated record.